AUGGGUAAUGGUGCAUGUCACUAAUAAGUUCCUUCUAUUGACGAAGUAAAUUUAGUAGCUAGAAACUUUAAAUAAUAAUUUGAACCCUGCGAUGGUUAAUGUAUGUUACCUCUUUUGAAUUCUCAAUCUCAAAGUCCAUCUAAACCAUGCAUCGAAUCGAAGAACCCCACCAUUGCAAGAUUGGAGGAGGAAGAAUUCGAAAUUUUAAUGACGAAUGAGGAUAAGCCAGAUGAAGAUUAAUCACCUGUAAGGGAGAGCAAAUUCACUAGAGCUCAAUCUCCUUCUAAAAUUAUCAAAUCGAAACGUCGUUAUAAGUAGGAGGAGAUUUAAUUUUUGUAAUAGUUGAAGGAAGAUAAAAGCAAGAUUACUCGAAGAAAAUCAACAGAAAAGUAACUAAGUCCUGUGAAAGUCAUACAUUCAUGCCAUCAAAAGAAGCAUAACACAGCAUUAUUAAUACACAGUCCUGAUUAGAGAUCGAGUUAGCUGAUUAAAAUGAACAGGUUAUCUUGCUAACUUGACGAAGCUGUCAUUUUAUCACAAGAACCUAAAUCCAUUUUAAAAUCUAUUGGAUCUGAAAAAUCUAUAACUAAUUCACAAAAAAGUAAAACCAACAGUCAAAAAAGAGUAAGAUUUGGUCUUGUAUAUCGACAAUACAAAUGA
Molecule: messenger RNA, 660 nt
Organism: Paramecium octaurelia
Lineage: Eukaryota; Ciliophora; Oligohymenophorea; Peniculida; Parameciidae
Source: the annotation of a GenBank genome assembly